Molecule: messenger RNA, 1567 nt
Organism: Tetranychus urticae (two-spotted spider mite)
Lineage: Eukaryota; Metazoa; Arthropoda; Arachnida; Trombidiformes; Tetranychidae
Gene: eIF3e
Product: eukaryotic translation initiation factor 3 subunit e
Cellular component (GO): cytoplasm; eukaryotic translation initiation factor 3 complex
Molecular function (GO): protein binding; translation initiation factor activity
Source: RefSeq, a predicted model, not a curated record
UGCCAUCUUGUGGUAAAUUAUUCCAUUUUUCCGGUUUCUGCAGUUUUUUACUCCUGAAAAUUAUCACACGUGUGUAAUUCUGAAGUUAAUCAUUUAUUAAUUUAACACUUUGUUUCAUUUUAUUAAUAAAUACCAUGGCUGAAUGGGAGCUUACUAAUAAGUUGGGUCAAUAUUUAGAUCGUCAUCUGGUAUUCCCCUUACUUGAGUUUUUGUCCACAAAUCAUAUUUAUAAUGAAGAUGAAUUAUUACAAGUCAAGCUCGGCCUGCUUAACAACACCAAUAUGGUUGACUUUGCCAUUGAUGUUUGGCAACAGCUAAAUCCUGAUCAAAUCCCACCAGACCAAUUUAUGGAAAACAGAAUUAAGGUCGUUAAACAGUUGAAAGAACUUGAAAGUGUUACUCGACCCAUAUUAGAAUUGCUCACUAAUGAAGCUAUUAGUCAAGAAAUUGCUAAGGCUCGAGACGUCCGUCAAUUACUGGAUUAUUUACAAAAAAAUCAUGGGUUUAAUCCAGACAUGAUCGAUAGCUUAUUAGAAUUUGCUAAAUUUCAAUAUGAAUGUGGUAACUACUCUGGUGCCGCUCAAUAUCUAUCCUCCCAUAGAAUGCUUAUUUCUCCAAAUGAUAAAAAUUAUCUUAGCAACUUGUGGGGAAAGUUGGCCUGCGAAAUAUUGAUGCAGCGAUGGGAAGCUGCUUUGGAGGAUUUUAAUCGUCUCAAAGAAUUCAUAGACAGUUAUCCCUUUUUCGCAAACCAAUUACAUCUUUUACAACAAAGAACAUGGCUAAUUCAUUGGAGUUUAUUUAUAUUUUUCAACCAUUCCCAAGGACGUGAUAUGUUAAUUGACAUGUUUCUUGAGAAGAAAGUAAAUUAUCCAAAACAACAAACGAAUAAUCCAUAUUUGAAUGCUGUUCAAACUAUGUGUCCACAUAUAUUGAGGUACUUGACUACCUCUGUCAUCACACAUCGUAAACGACGAGAGCACAUGAAAGAGUUGGUUAAAGUUAUCCAACAAGAAUCAUAUACAUAUCGUGAUCCAAUCACUGAAUUUGUUGAGUGUCUAUGUGUCAACUUUGAUUUUGAUGGAGCUCAAAAGAAACUUCGUGAAUGUGUUGAAGUCUUCGAUCAUGAUUUCUUCUUAGUUGCUUUAAAAGAUGAUUUCAUCGAAAAUGCUCGUCUGUUUGUCUUUGAAAUUUUCUGUCAAAUCCAUGAAUGUAUAUCCAUUGGUAUGCUUGCUGAAAAACUCAACAUGACUCCAGAAGAAGCUGAGAAAUGGAUUGCAAAUCUGAUUCGGCAAGCCAGAUUGGACGCUAAAAUUGAUUCAAAAUUGGGUCAUGUUGUCAUGGGUACUCAAGCUGUUUCUCCUUAUCAACAAUUGAUUGAAAAGACAAAGGCUAUGGGAAUCAGAUGCCAAGUACUAACCAUGAAUCUGGAAAAGAAAUUACACUCUGUACAAGAAAGAGGAUGGGAUCUUUCAUAAUUCUUAAACUUAUAAUUUAAUCAUUUGAUAUAUGAUUAAAGAGCGCAUUAUAACUGCAAUGUUUGGUGAAAUCCUUAAAAUUUCCUUUAGAA